AUGGCCAACGACGUCCUUCCGGCAUCUUCUUCCAUAGACCACGAACGCGCGCGCACCUCGUCGCAGCCAUCCGCGUUUUGGUUUGACGAUGGUUCCAUCAUCAUUGCAGUUGCAAGGGAACGCUUCAGACUUCACAAAUCCCUCUUAAGCAGGCACUCCUCUAUCUUUGAGUCGCUGCCUGUCUCGCAAAGCACAAGAGCCGAAACUAGAGACCCGCCAACGGUCGAGAUAUCAGAAGGCUUGGCGACCCCAAGAGACUUUACAGCUUUGCUGGAGCACCUGUAUCACGAUGUGUACGUCCUACUGCUCGCCUGUAUCGUCUGCACCAUCUUAUCCCCUGCUCUGGCUCUUUUGCGCUCCGUGACAUCACUACACCUUUACAAGACCAAUAGACUCUGCUCCACUAUCCGCGGUAUCAUCUUUGCUACGCGUAACAUCUGA
Molecule: messenger RNA, 441 nt
Organism: Phanerochaete carnosa HHB-10118-sp
Lineage: Eukaryota; Fungi; Basidiomycota; Agaricomycetes; Polyporales; Phanerochaetaceae
Exons: 1
Coding region: 1-441 (146 amino acids)
Molecular function (GO): protein binding
Source: RefSeq, a predicted model, not a curated record